Messenger RNA from Cladocopium goreaui, 1349 nucleotides. NCBI's taxonomy places the organism in Eukaryota, Dinophyceae, Suessiales, Symbiodiniaceae. The record is from the annotation of a GenBank genome assembly.
AUGAAUUGGACGCGCCUUCCUGGAUGGCGCUACGCUGUGGCGGCACUUUCUGCCGAUCAACUCCUACAAGACCGACGGAAGUAUGGUUGCCAGGCUGGUGGCAGCACCCGAAGCAGGACAUUUGUCCAAGACGAAAGGGUGCAGUGCCAGACGUACUCACCUUGCAUUGCAAUGACUGGCGACAUCUUCAUCGACAUUGUAGCCCCAGUCAAAAAACUUCCUCUUUGGGAUUCUGAUGUUGAGGCCGAGAGUGUUAAGAUGGUUCCAGGAGGCAGCGCACUAAAUCAAGGCCGUCAUCUUCAUGCCUUGGGAAUGGCUGUUCGCUUCGUUGGAGCAGUUGGGAAAGAUGCCAUGGGCCAGUCCUUGCUUGAGCAAAUCUCAGGGCAGGGCUUCCCGACGGACACGAUCAAGAUGUUCAGCAAUUUACCAUCGUCAGUUUGUAUUGUUCUUUCUGGUCCUGCUGAUCGUGCCUUUGUUUCUUGCUACUCCACUACGGAUGCCUUCACAACGCGGGAUCUUCGAGAGCAAGCUAAGCUAUUGGAAGGAUGCACUCAUUUCCAUCUUGGAGGAUAUUUCAAUAUGAAAGGACUUCAGACUCAUGAAUUUACUGAAUUUGUGCGAAGUUGCCGCCAACGCAAUAUGACAGUGUCGCUGAACACCCAGUGUUGUGCUGCUGGUCAUUGGUGUGGAGAGGACAACCACUUGGCAGAGUUGCUGGAGAAUGUGGAUUUGCUCUUUGUCAACGUUUCUGAAGGAGAACACAUUUGCGCAGCCCUGUGUGCUGACACGGACCAUUCAAUCCAUGCUUUGUGCAAGAGGUAUCCAGAGCUCAUGGUAGUAAUUACUCAAGGCGCUCAUGGCUGCACAGUCUAUCGACAAGGUAUGUCGGCGAUCUAUGUGCCAGCCAAGCAGACCAGAGUCGUUGACGCAACUGGAGCUGGGGAUGCCUUCAUUGCUGGCUUUUUGUCGUCCUUGCUCUCGCAACCCAUUCCAAAGCAUUCCGAUUUGGAACACAAGGCUUUGGUCGAUGCGUGCAUGAAAGGUCAUGCAGUAGCUUCUGUUUGCUUGGGCAGAGAGGGAGCAUGUGUGGAACCAGUUCGACCUCGAGAUCUGGAGUAGUCAAUGAUAGCUGAACGCCCGUUGGACCCGUUGGAAGUGAGAAGGGCCACAGCAAGAAGUACGCCACGUGGAACGUUUGCAAACUUGCGUUGAAGCUCCUCGCUACGAAGUUGGCCCUGGCGUGACCUGUCUCUCAUUGAAGCUACGCUCUUGUCCUCUGGCGUCAGGAGCAGAACCAGAUGAAACCACCUACAGAUCUCCCUUUGUAGAAGUGCCCGCCUGUUGGAAAA